AUGACUCUUCGAGUGAAAGGGACCUACAGUGUUUCGGCAGCAGAAAACCCCUCUAGACUGUUGUCCGUCAAAGCCAUCACUUGCAACGUUAUCUUCCUUGACGAUAAGUCUGAAAAUUUUAAACUGGACAAAAAUGCUCGAGGUCAGGUUCUCAUUGAUCUAGUCAAUGAUUUUUUGGAGCUCCUUGAGAGAGAUUUUUUCGGUCUACAAUUCAACGACUUCUCCUGUAAUCCUGGCCCUCUACUUCGGUGGCUGGAACCUACCAAAACCUUAAAAAAGCAACUUAAAGGUGAGUCUAUUAUGUAA
Rodentolepis nana is the source of this 306-nucleotide messenger RNA. The record is from the annotation of a GenBank genome assembly. NCBI's taxonomy places the organism in Eukaryota, Metazoa, Platyhelminthes, Cestoda, Cyclophyllidea, Hymenolepididae.